CAUGGACAGGUGUGGCUGCCACUGACAGUCAAAAAUGGUGCCAAUCAUGGAUGAAGUUUGAUGAAUUGCAAAAGAAAAUAGAGAAAGAUAAGGAAAUAGAAAUUAAGUUACUUUUCACUACACCUUUACACAAAUACCAAACAUGACCAUACCUUGUACAAUGAAAGUUAGGGCUAUCAAAAUCAUUCUGUGCAUACUGUUACUCUGUGCUACACUCAGUACUCCAACUCCUGUACCAGUUGGAACAUUCCGGUCUGAGUGUCAUGAGCGUCACUUCUGGCUGUUUGUCAGAUCUGGCUUCCUUGGCAUUAUGAGCCGAUUUGACGUUCAAGACCACCAGGGAGUUCACUUCCUGUCCGGCCGAAAGGCUACUGAGUGCGGCUACACCAUGCUCUUCAAUCCCCACGGAGACCUGGUGUUCCGUGCCUCGUUCCUCGCCUGCCACGUCAACAACCAGGAUGACUCAGAGUUCCGUCUGAAGGUGUGGUUGGUGACCCGGCAGGUGAAUGGGAGGGACCUAGGGUACCCCUUCCUGCUCCACUGCUCAGCCCAGUGGCCCUGGGGCUUCCGGGAGUUCGUCUGCGAGGAGAGCUACAUGGAGGUGUCCAUAAAUGGACCGGUCCCAGCUGCAUUACACUCUGGGCAGGAGAAAAAGGAGGUGGGAAAGAGCGGCAUGAUGUUCCACAGACCAGGCCACACCAAGGAGGAGGUUAGACCCAGGACCAUGACGGAGGCCAGUGCCCUGGGCUACCACAUCUCUGAGUCAGGCUCCAGGAUUAUCCUGCGCUGCCCCUACUCUUCACCCCUCUCCUACACCAUCAAGGAGAAAGGGGUUGAGUUGGAGGUGGUCAAUGCUACCAUCCUGUACCCACAUCAAGGGAAGGUCCUUGCCAUCGAUGCCACAGUGGCCUGCUCCAUGAAUGAGGCGGCAGUGGAUGGUACCCACCUGCUCUGGCCUGUCCCCCAUGUCCUCUCCCCCCUGGUACAUGGGAGGUUCAGGGACAGGGGCAUGAGAAUAGGGGUGGAGACGCUUGCCCUGAGUGAGUCUGUGAUCAAGGACAGGGGGUAUGAGAUAAGCCUGAGGGAUGGAGUGGUGGAGGUCAGCGUUCCAUUCGGAGCCGAAGGAACACACAUUAAGAGUGGUGUGUUGGAGGGCCAGUACAGCCAGUCUCUGUCUGUAGACCUGUUUACAUGCACCAGUGGGAGGAUGACCGGUGGCCCCUCACCCAGCAUCGCUCCUUCAGGUUCCUCAAGACCGCCUAUGUCCCCCGGACCCCCAUACUUACAGACAACACCAUAUCGUCCCAGAAGCUGUUCUCUGUCUCCCUGGGUGUGUUCCCUCCAGACGUGUCCCUCCAGAACGUCACCGGGGGGAGGGAGGGGGACACUUUGUCCUGGGUCCAGGUCCCCUACCCCAACGGGUCACAUUCCUACCAGCUUCAUGCCCCCUUCUCACACUCCUCCGUUCUUCAGAAGUAUAUUGAUGGGGGCUAUAGGAGGUACACCCUCCCUCUCACCUUUUCCCUGACCAUCUCACCCCAUGGAGAGGUCUUCUAUCAUAAUGCCACCAUUGUGAGUGAUGUUCAAGAGCAGACAGAACCUCCCAGGCUGGAGGGUAAGUGCACUGAGAGGGGCCUCCUGGUGCUACUGCACUACGGGACCCUGGAGCGGAGCUGGGAGCUCU
Oncorhynchus nerka (sockeye salmon) is the source of this 1684-nucleotide messenger RNA. RefSeq lists its product as uncharacterized. Lineage: Eukaryota; Metazoa; Chordata; Actinopteri; Salmoniformes; Salmonidae. The transcript is spliced from 12 exons. Bases 143 to 1528 code for a protein of 461 amino acids. The record is from RefSeq and is a predicted model, not a curated record.